AGAAAGUAGAACGAGACGAAUAUCUUCCAAAAGGUGUUAUAUGGGAUUAUUUCGAAGGCGCAAUUACUGAAUCUGCAAAGCAUCUCAUCUACUCUCCACUUUGAAGAAUAUAUCCCCGAUAAAUCGCACCAAUUGUGCCCGCGCGGGCUUGCGAAUUCGUCUUAGAGACUCCCAAUCUUCAUCAUGUCUCUCGUCACUCUCUCUCACGUAUCAUCACAUCUUCAAAAUGCCUCUAAAGCUCGACUUGGGCUCACUUCGGUUCCUUCCUCGAACAUGAUCCUCACUCUCAUGCUCAGUCUCCAAUCCUCUGGGUUCCUUUCUUCUGUCACCCGUGGUGGCCUCACUCCUCCUCCCAUGGAUGAAUUAUCCACAUAUGUACCAGAACCUGUUACGCAGCGAAACAUCUCAUCAAGGAGGUUGUGGUUGGGAAUGAAGUACUGGAAUAAUGAGCCGGUGUUGAGUGAAAUGUCAAUGAUCAGUAAGCCUACAAAGAGAAUUUGGAUGGAUGUCGAGGGACUUUCGAAAAUUGUAAGGGGAAAGGACGCAAACUUUGUGCGGGGUUUGAGAAAACCGGGAGAGUGUAUCUAUAUCACCACAUCGAGUGGAAUCAUGGAAGCAAGAGAAUGCGUAGAGAGGAAGGUGGGUGGUAUGCUUUUAUGCAGAGUCGUAUAGGUGAUGAUGGUCAGGAAAAUGUGUAAAAUUACAGGGCAUGAUCAUUUGUGGGAGUUCAACAAGUGUACAAAAAAAGAUACUGGGUUUGCUCAAAGUGCUAGACCAUUAACGGCUCGGGAGGUGAAUUUCGAUUCCAUACUUCAAAAAAGGAUAAAUUAUUGCGUUGGCUUAAAAACAUAUGCUACUCUACAAUCCCUCAAUCAAAAAGAUUAUAACGCCUGAAUAGCCAUCGCCUUA
Molecule: messenger RNA, 909 nt
Organism: Botrytis cinerea B05.10
Lineage: Eukaryota; Fungi; Ascomycota; Leotiomycetes; Helotiales; Sclerotiniaceae
Gene: Bcmrps8
Product: Bcmrps8
Exons: 2
Coding region: 184-672 (162 amino acids)
Biological process (GO): translation
Cellular component (GO): mitochondrion; ribosome
Molecular function (GO): structural constituent of ribosome
Source: RefSeq, a predicted model, not a curated record